AUGUCGCGCCUCUACCUCCGGCUGCCCAAUCUGCCGUCGUUCCACCAUGCCAUCACCUCGUUCCUGGGCUUCAUGGAUCUCAAGAUCGGCGCUACCAUCCUCACCCUCUUCGCGCUCUUCAACAAGACCGCCGGCAUCUACGGCAUCCUCGCCAUCUUCCAGGGCGGCACCUUCUCCCAAGUCGCGCUCUACCUCUACUCAAUAGCCACGAUCGUCAUCUUCCUAUGGGGUCUCAAGGGCAUCUCGGACGAGGAUGCACAGCACGUGCUCACCUACGCACACCUCUUCACCGCCGACCACAUGAUCUCGACGUUUUGGACGCUCCUCUUCACGUUCAACUGGUUCUACUUUACGCCUCACGAUGGCCGUCCCAGUGCCAACCAGUCGUCGUACCAGACGGGGCUCAUGGACCUCAUCGAGUCCAUCGAGGCGCAGUACAGGACGCCAGAGCAGAUGGCGCAGCUUCACCACGACAAGCUCACGCCAGAGCAGCGCGUCAGCAGCGCACAGCGCAUCUGGAAGGAGGAGAAGGACUUUUCGGCCGGCGUGCUCACCCUCGGCUGGAUCGUCAAGCUCUACUUUGCCCUCGUCCUCUACUCGUACGCGCUCCACCUCCGCCACGGCACCUACCGCACCCUGCCCCUCUCCAAGGCCUCGGCAGCUUCAACUACGCAGCGCUCGGGUGCCGGCCGCUCCGAAUACCGCUACCAUCCUGUCGUUGGCGACGACGAGCUCGAGAGCUGGAGCGACGACGAUGCCGACGCCGACGCUCAGUCGAACCGCAAACCAGCCGAACAUACAGGCGCCGCCUCGUCGAAUCCACAGGCUGGCACGAGCACUGGCGGUGCGAGGGCCGUCAUGGACCGACACGGUGCGGUGAGGGUGUUCCGCAUCGGUCUAGUGCCGAUACAGGGUUGCACGCUUUCCGAUUUCCAUGAUCGGGCCUCGGCCGAGGCGGCACCGCUCGGAGCCCAGUCGAGAGGCUGCGUUGACUUGGACGAGAGUGGCUCUGCAGCCUCACUUUUUGGCCUGGCAAGAAAGCAGGCAGCAGAGCGCAGAGUUCCUCUAGCUGUAGCACGAGAGUGGGGCUGCAGCACCAAAUCUUCGAGGCUGGGAAGGAUGGAACCAGCGGGCAUGGAAAUGCCAGGCUGGACGGACGAGAGGGAGAGAUUGGCUCUGGAGCGCUGUCUUGUGGGACCGGGGGCCUGGCAAGGCGGCUUCGCUGAUUCGAGGCUGGCAAGCCCAGUCCGGGUGGUCAUCGUCUUGGGACGCCUGCUCCUCCAACCUUCCAUCACCAACCACCAAUCGUCACCACCCGUUUCGUUAUACUUCAAGAUGGUCUCUUCGUCGCGUCGCGUUCAGCGCAAGGCUCACUUCGAUGCCCCCGCUCACAUCCGCCGAAAGAUCAUGUCGGCCUCCCUUAACAAGGAGCUCCGAUCCGAGCACGGCCAGAUGAUGACAGGAACAUCUGCAUGGAUCUACGACGGCGUGGGAGAAGCGCUCGGCCGUCAGGAGACGCAAGGCAGAUGGCUUUCAAGCUCCAGAUCUGAACUGUCGCACUGCGUUCUGCCUCGGAUCGUAAUUGCCCCGGCAAGGACAAGCAAUGCCGGCGACAGGGCUGUGGAAGGUCGUGCGGUCGGUUUACAUUGCGCUUCACGUCUCUCGCCAGCCGGUCGUUUAAGCAGCCAUAUGGUCAGGGACAGGAAGAUGCAGGAUGAUCAGGACGACACACCGCUACAAAGAUUAGAUGGCGCGGUGCUUGGAGGACGUUGUUUGCAAGUUCUCUCCAGGAAGGACUCUGCGCAUCAUCGAUCUCGAUGCUGCCUCGACUCGUUCCGUGCACCACGACUUUUUCGCGACACCCGACCGACGACAGGCGGCGCUACGCCCACCAACACGCAUCCCAGCAGUUCUACUUUCAGCGGCCUCGAUGUCGGAUGCGCCGCGUGCAGAAUCCGAUCCAAAGACCCUGCUUCUAACCUGUUCUCCUUUGUUUCGCACAUGCAGAUCCGCUCGCUCCCCGUUCGCAAGGACGACGAGGUUCUGAUCGUCCGUGGCUCGCAGAAGGGUGCCGAGGGCAAGGUCACCCAGGUGUACCGCAAGAAGUGGGUGAUCAACAUUGAGCGCAUCCACCGCGAGAAGGCCAACGGUGCCACCAUCCCCCACGGCAUCCACCCCUCGAACGUUGUGAUCACCAAGCUGAAGCUCGACGAGGACCGCAAGAAGAUCAUUGCACGCAAGUCGGGCGCCAAGAAGGAGGAGGACGUCGAGAUGAAGGACAACUAA
Moesziomyces antarcticus is the source of this 2286-nucleotide messenger RNA. RefSeq names its product DUF1753-domain-containing protein. Gene Ontology annotation, cellular component: inositol phosphoceramide synthase complex; large ribosomal subunit; ribosome. The transcript has 5 exons. The record is from RefSeq and is a predicted model, not a curated record. The coding region runs from base 1 to 2286 and encodes 761 amino acids. NCBI's taxonomy places the organism in Eukaryota, Fungi, Basidiomycota, Ustilaginomycetes, Ustilaginales, Ustilaginaceae. Gene Ontology annotation, biological process: inositol phosphoceramide metabolic process; translation. Gene Ontology annotation, molecular function: structural constituent of ribosome; inositol phosphoceramide synthase regulator activity; RNA binding.